Messenger RNA from Miscanthus lutarioriparius, 1491 nucleotides. NCBI's taxonomy places the organism in Eukaryota, Viridiplantae, Streptophyta, Magnoliopsida, Poales, Poaceae. The record is from the annotation of a GenBank genome assembly.
AUGGGAAAACAGAUGUUGGUGCUUGAUGAGGCAGAUCAAAUUCUCGAUCGUGGUUUCAGAACCCAGGUUGAUGCUAUCAUUUCUCAGAUUCCCAAAGUUAGACAAACUUUACUGUUUUCUGCUACACAAACUAAGUCCGUUAAAGACCUAGCAAGGGUUAGCCUAAGGGACCCUGAAUAUAUAAGUGUGCAUGAGGAAGCCAGAACAGCCACUCCAGAUACUCUUGAGCAGUAUGCCAUGAUUGUACCUCUUGACCAGAAGUUAAAUAUGCUCUGGAGCUUCAUUAAAAGACAUCUAAAUUCUAAGACGAUAGUCUUCUUAUCUAGUGUCAAGCAGGUCAAAUUUGUUUUUGAAAUUUUUAAGAAACUUCGUCCUGGUAUUCCUUUGAAAUGUUUGGAUGGAAAGAUGGAUUAUGUGGUACAGCAGGCCAUAGUUGCAGAUUUCAAUGAAUCUACUUCAGUUCUUUUCUCAACUGAUAUAACCUCUCGGGGACUGGAUAUAAAGAAUGUGGAUUGGGUGGUACAGGUUGAUUGCCCAGAAAACAUUCUAAUUACAUCCACAGAAUUGGCCCCAAAGACAGAACAACUGGAGCAGAUAUCUCAGAAUAUAGCCUCGGUGCUGGUUAAAUUUCCCAAUCUGGAGGAAUUGGGUAAAAGGGCUUUUAUUACGUAUCUUAGGUCAGUAUACCUCAAGGUGUUCGACCUGAGCAGGUUCUCUGCAGAGCAGUUCUCUGCAUAUGCUGCUUCGCUUGGUCUGCCUGUUACCCCAACGAUCAGCUUCAUAAGCCACAUGAAGAAUGUAUCGAAGAAGGAUAUGCAGGACAUUGAUACGAAACAGAUGAAAUCCAGUUCCAAACGUGAAGCUAUCAUCACUCCAAAGAUCAACAGUGAUUUGACUGUGUGUGAUGGAGAUGAUGAUAUCCUUUAUUCCAAGGAGCCCACGACAGAUGCUAAUAUGGACAACGGACUUGAUGAUGUCCUUCAUUCCAAGGAAGCUGCCACAGAUACAGAUGUGACCAGACUCGAAAGACCCUUCAAAAAGAAGAAACUGAAGAUAAAUGUGCACAGGCCAUCGGGAACAAGGGUCAAGUAUGAUGAUGAGGGCAACGUCAUCCCACCUCUCGCAUCUGUCGCUGAAGAAGUAGCUUUAGAACCUGUGGUUCACAAGGAUAAAAUUUCCCAGCGAUAUGCAGAGAUGCUGAGAGAAAUGCAGGAGCAUGACAAGGAGGACAAGCUUGAACACAAGAAGAGCUUGCGGGAGAAGAAGCUGCAGAAGAAGAUGAAACUUAAGCGCAAGAGGCAGGAAGAGACUGAAGCGGGGCCAGAGGAGGAUAGUGGCUCAGAAUCAGACAGAGGCCGGGACACAGCUAACAAGGGUAAAAAGAGGUACUUCAAUAGCCACGACGAAGACAAUGACACUGCAAAGGACAGCGACGUUCUCGCCCAGCAGGAGGCGUUGGCACUGAAGCUCCUGAGUAAAAUGCACAGUUAG